GGGGAGGGGCGUCAUUCUGAGGAGCCGCCUCAAGUCUCAGGCUGCUGAGGAGGGCAGCCGAGCGGGAACCCGAGCGUCGGAGAGCUGGAGAUGGCUGAUUCUGACCCUGGUGAAAGAAACUAUGACAACAUGCUGAAAAUGCUGUCAGACCUGAAUAAAGACUUGGAAAAGCUAUUGGAAGAGAUGGAAAAAAUCUCAGUGCAGGCCACGUGGAUGGCCUACGACAUGGUGGUGAUGCGCACCAACCCCACACUGGCGGAGUCCAUGCGGCGGCUGGAGGACGCCUUCCUCAGCUGCAGGGAGGAGGUGGAGAACUGGCAGGAGCUGCUGGACGAGGCCAAGCGCAAGCAGGAGGCCCACCCGCCCUGCGCAGUCCGAGCAGGCUUGGCAGAGUAGCAGCGGCCCCGGAGCAGGGCUGUGCCCAGAGCUUGUUUCUCAGUAAACUUC
Molecule: messenger RNA, 447 nt
Organism: Mesoplodon densirostris (Blainville's beaked whale)
Lineage: Eukaryota; Metazoa; Chordata; Mammalia; Artiodactyla; Ziphiidae
Gene: SYCE3
Product: synaptonemal complex central element protein 3
Exons: 3
Coding region: 91-396 (101 amino acids)
Biological process (GO): spermatogenesis; synaptonemal complex assembly; reciprocal meiotic recombination
Cellular component (GO): central element
Source: RefSeq, a predicted model, not a curated record